AUGAAGAGAAGCAGAGAAGAUGAUCAGCAGACCCUGGACUUGGUUAAUUGCUUGAUGCUGUUAUCCAAAGACGUCGGUCAAAAGGGUUCAUCCCCAAUCAAAAAACAGAAGACGUCAGAUCGUGCCUUUGCUUGCAAGACGUGUAACCACGAGUUCUCCUCGUUCCAAGCCCUCGGAGGUCACAGAGCGAGUCAACAUCAACCUAAACUAGUGGCCAGAAAUGGUGCCUCCGACCUCUUGCAGCUAGCACAGUCAUCUCCAAGCUCGCCGGCCAAGCCCAAGUCUCACGAGUGCCCCAUCUGCGGGGUUGAAUUCGCAAUCGGGCAAGCGCUUGGGGGUCACAUGAGGAGACACAGGGACGUCAUGAUUUCUGCUGCUGCUGAUCGGGGUCAGGCGGCAGCCGUGCCGGUGUUGAAGAAAUCGAAUAGUAGCAAAACUGUGUCGUGCUUGAAUCUGGACUUGAAUUUGGCACCACCGGGCUAUCAACACUACAACAAAUAUGGGUUAUAA
Fragaria vesca subsp. vesca is the source of this 510-nucleotide messenger RNA. RefSeq names its product zinc finger protein ZAT11-like. Lineage: Eukaryota; Viridiplantae; Streptophyta; Magnoliopsida; Rosales; Rosaceae. Bases 1 to 510 code for a protein of 169 amino acids. The record is from RefSeq and is a predicted model, not a curated record. The transcript has a single exon.